GACACACCUGUGCCGGCAUGGACUGAUUGAUGCCAAGCUGGAGCGAAGAGGCGUCUGGCUGCUCGGUUCCAUGUCGGGUCAAACCCACGAACCAGAUCUGUGUCCCACGUUGAGCCGGUCCCGUUGAAAGUUUGUGGAGGCAGGUGCGACUCGCCUCCUGCGUCCCGACGCCAACGCGUGCGCAGAGAGCGGAUGCCAGGAGCGCGCAGAUUUUUGCGGCGAGCCGAGCCGUGCGUCUGUUUGCGUCAGUGAGCCUGCGCGGCUCGAUGAGCGACAGCAGUAGCAGCAGCAGCAGGAGGGGGAGGAGGAAGACGCACAGACAGUUAUCGUGGCUCAGAGUUGGCCCGGAUGGCACCGAGUUCCCGCUGAACGCCAGCGGCAGACGGAACAAGUGGCGAGUCGGGGGGUGGGUGGGGGGUCUGUGCGUCAAACUCAAAGAAGUCGGGAUGGACGGGAAGGGCACGCUGAAGAUGUUCAGGAAGAAACGGGAACUCAUCAAGACGCCGUCCAUCUCGAAGAAGAGUCGAGCAGGAAGCCCCGGGCCACAGAGCGGCGCCCCAUCUCUGUCCAUUCUCCAGGAGCAGCCUCGGAAAGAUGCGGCCGACGCCACCCUGUCCUGCUCGCCCUCUUCUUCCACCACCUCUUCGACCCUCACCCCCAACUCGGCGGGCCUGCAGGACUCCUCCCUGUCCAACCCGUGCACCCCGAGCCCCCAGCACGCCAAGCUGGCCGCCAUGCAGGGAGUGGGCUGUCCGUCCCCCGUGCCGACCCUGAAGAGGCCGACGGCUCUGAGCCGACACGCCAGCGCUGCAGGGUUCCCGCUUCCAUCGUGGGUCCACACUAAAGGUCAGGGCAAAGGGGCCUCCAGUCCGUCCCCUCAGUCCGAGCUCCCGGAGAGCACCGUGAUCGAGGUGGAGGACAUCCCAGCCCUGCUGAGGGACGUAGCGCGCUUCGCCGAGGCCGUGGAGAAGCUCAAGGAUGUCGUGUUGUCUGAGGGUAAGGAGAGCCAGAGGCCCGUGGCCCACGAGUGUCUGGGAGAGGUGCUGCGAAACCUGCGGCAGGUCAUCAACACGUACCCCCUGCUGAACACGGUGGAGAUCCUCACUGCUGCUGGGAAGCUCAUCUCCAAGGUCAAAGGUUUCCACUAUGAGGCGUCCAACGAGACGGACAAGAAAGACUUUGAGAAGGCCAUUGAGACCAUUGCGGUUGCCUUCAGCAGCAAUGUGUCCGAGCUGCUGAUGGGAGAGGUGGACAGCAGCACGCUGCUCUCCCUGCUGCCCACAGAGAAAAGCAGGUCGAUGGAGAACCUGUACGCCGCCGCAGGCCAGGGAUUAGAAGCCGGGCACUUCAGGAGCGACCUGCAGGACAACGGCAGAGUUGAGGAAGUGGACGUGAUUCUCCAGCGCAGCGAGGGAGGGGUGGACUCGGCUUUGCUCUAUGCUAAGACCAUUUCCAAGUACAUGAAGGACCUGAUGAAUUAUGUGGAAAAGAGAACCUCGCUGGAGGCGGAGUUCUCCAAAGGCCUUCAGAGAUUAUACCACUCCUGCAAACACAGCAUAACACACCCCCACAUGCCGCUCUUCUCCAUCUACUCCCUGGCUCUGGAGCAGGACCAGGAGCAGAGCAUAGGGUCGCAGCAGGCCACCACCACUCUGCACAAUCAGACCUUCAUUCAGCCUCUGCUGCAGCGCAAACAGGAGCACGAGAAGAAGCGGAAGGACAUCAAGGAGCUCUGGAUUCGAGCCAAGAGAAAACUGCUGGAGUGUGAGGCAAACCUGCGAAAGGCCAAGCAGGUCUACAUGGUCCGCUGCGAGGAGUACGAGAAGGCCAAGACGGCAGCCUGCAGAGCCGAGGAGGAGGGAGGAGGCUCUACGGCAAAGUCUGUGGAGAAGAAGAAGCGCGUGGAGGAAGAGGCUCGCAACAAGGCAGUGGAAGCGGAGGCCACCUACAGAACGUGCAUCGCCGACGCCACCACCCAGCAGCUGGAGCUGGAGCACACGAAGGUGACGGUGCUGCGGCAGCUGCAGGACGUCAUCAAGCAGAGCGACCAGACGCUGCGCUCGGCCACCAUCUCCUACUACCAGCUCAUGCACAUGCAGACCGUGGCGCUGCCCGUCCACUACCAGACUCUGUGCGAGAGCAGCAAGCUGUACGACCCCGGCCAGCAGUACGCGGCCCACGUGCGGGACCUGCAGCUCCCCGAGCAGCCCGUCGUCCACUACUCGUUUGAGACGUACUCGCCCACCAGCUCGUCCUCGAGCCAUGGCCACAGACCGAGGAACGACAGUUUCAACACCGACCCGCAUCCGAGUCACGCCGAGGGUCCGUCCGUCAGCGUGGAGCCGGCUGCCGGAGAGACGGACGCUCAGCGUAAAAGACAAGGCCACAAAUCGUGGGGCUCGACGGUGAGCAACGAGAGCGUGGGAGACACGGGGCUGGAGUCUCCAACGGCCAGCACAAGUGACAUUUCUAAAAUGGCUCGAACGUCGUCCACUGGAACGAUGUCGUCCGACGAGGAAACGGAUGAGAAGGAUGGAAACGUUACGUCGUUUGAAACUCAGAAUAUAAACGGCAUGGAUCCAGACGUGGUGGUCUCCACCAGACCUUUCCGGAACAUCGGCCUGUCCAAGGCGGCCCAGACCCACAAACUCAGGAAGCUUCGGACUCCGGCCAAGUGCCGCGAAUGUGACAGCUACGUGUAUUUCCAGGGGGCCGAGUGCGAGGAAUGUUUCCUGUCGUGCCACAAGCGCUGCCUAGAGACCCUCGCCAUCCAGUGUGGCCAUAAGAAGCUGCAGGGCCGCCUGCAGCUCUUCGGCAGGGACUUCACCCAGGUGGCAAGCUGCGCCAGCGACGGCAUCCCCUUCAUCAUCACCAAAUGCAUCUCCGAGAUAGAGAGACGCGCGCUCAAGAUGAAGGGUAUCUACAGGGUGAACGGGGUGAAGACGCGCGUGGAGAAACUCUGUCAGGCCUUUGAGAACGGCAAGGAGCUGGUGGAGCUGUCUCAGUGUUCCCCGCAUGACAUCAGCAACGUCCUCAAGCUUUACCUGCGACAGCUGCCGGAGCCCAUCAUGCCUUUCCGUCUGUACAACACGCUGAUGGGUCUGGCCAAGGAAAGUCUGCAGAGCGAGGGAGACACGGCCGAGGGAGAGGAGGCCGAGUCAAGUGGCACCAACCCAGCUGUGGUCAGGGGGCCCGAGCUGGUGGACCUGGGGACGGAGACGGACCCAGAAAUCCUCGUCUUAGUGGACAGUCUGAAGGAGCUUGUGAAGGAGCUGCCCAAGCCUAACUUUGCCACGCUGCGGUACAUCAUCCGCCACCUGCGAAGGAUUGCAGAGCUGGAGGAGGACAACAAGAUGAGUCCCAGUAACCUGGGUAUUGUGUUCGGGCCGUCCCUGAUGCGUCCCCGUCCCACCGGGGCCACGAUAUCCCUGUCCUCUCUGGUCGAUUACCCGCACCAGGCCCGCAUUGUGGAGGCCCUCGUCGUCUUCUAUUCGUCCAUAUUCCAGUCCAAAACAGGAACCAGCAAAAAUGCCCGCCCCAUGUCUGGCUCUGUGCAGCAGGAAAGCGCUGCCGAUGAAAAGACAGGAAGCCCUGGAGACGGAGAAGAGGACGCAAGUAAAGACAACCAGAGCAAGCAGGAGGAGGGAUGCGGGAGUUCUUUGGGAUCGCUGGGCUCCAGCGAGCAGCUCCCUGACUCCGACUCGGAUGAGAGCAGCCGCAGAUCCAGCAGGCUGGUGAAGCAGGAGAGCGAGGUGAGCAUAGAGGAUGACCAGCUGAGUUACAGGGACAGCCUGGACCUCUCCGGUCACUCUGCCACCCACACCGACCUGGAGCAGGAGGCAGAGCAGGAGCAGGACAACCCCGAGGCCGGAGAGCCCCCCGCUCUACCGGACAGCGGGCCUCCAGAUGAAGCGGCGGCGGCAGAGCAGGAAGUGACGGCCUCCCUGGCUGAGCUCAACGUCAACCAGUCCAACAACAACAACAACCAGCCCGGCUCCUCCAGCGGGAGCCUGUCUGAGGUCCCGCUGGGCCGCCUGUGCACAAAGAAUCUACCCCUGACGAGGAGCCGCGGCGCAGGGCCCGAGUUUGUCUGA
Molecule: messenger RNA, 4094 nt
Organism: Fundulus heteroclitus (mummichog)
Lineage: Eukaryota; Metazoa; Chordata; Actinopteri; Cyprinodontiformes; Fundulidae
Gene: arhgap45b
Product: Rho GTPase activating protein 45b
Exons: 24
Coding region: 267-4094 (1275 amino acids)
Biological process (GO): activation of GTPase activity; signal transduction
Cellular component (GO): membrane
Molecular function (GO): GTPase activator activity
Source: RefSeq, a predicted model, not a curated record